AAAAAAUCGAAGUGCCGAGGAUCAAUAAAUUUGGUAAGUAAUAGAGAUAGAUUAAGAUUGUGUAUUAAUAAUAAUAUUUAUGAUAAAAUUGAUAAUCUACUUUUUAUUAUUGAGCUCAGCCUUAGGAAUUUAUAGUGAUGAUGAUGUGUUUUAUUGUUACGAUAAUUUGACUGAUGAGGAACUGUCUGAAAAGAUUAUAGUGCAACCCUUAGAUCAAUAUAUAUUUCUUAUAGUUUGUAAUUGAAAAUGUUAUCAUCAUUUAGCCCCAUUAGCAUUUAUGUGCACUAUAUUCAUCACCUACAGCUUUAUCAAGUAUCCGAAUACAAGGAAAAUGCCUGGGGAUAUAGUUUUCUUUAUAUCUCUGUCUGAUGCAAUAUUAUGUAUACAUUGGUUUGUGACUGCUUGUUACUACACUACAUACGGUUAGAAUCCUUUGAGUUCAGGUUUAUUCUGUCAGAUCAAUUCGAUGUUUAGUAUAUUUGCAGGAACAGGAGAAGUAUCUUAUAAUGUAGUGUUUUGCAUUUACAUUCGAUUAACUCUAAAAACUCAAUUCAAAGUAAUACCCAAGUUGCCUACGAUACUGCAUUCAUUGGCAUGGUUAGCAAUGAUAUCAAUUCCACUCUUAGCUAAGUUUACUGAUAAAAAUGGUCUUUCAAUAUUUGGCACCUGCAGUUUCAAAUAUCAUCCUGGGUUUCCGUUGGCUGGUAUCGUACUGGUAUUUUUAUACACUCUUAUUUCAUUGUAUACAAUAUGGUAUUUCAAUAAAGCCAUUCCUGAUGAUGAGAAAUACAGAGAAAUCAAGGAUACUUUUGCAAAAUAUUACUAUCGUUACAUCAAAGGAUCGUGUAUUAUAUGGACAUGCGAGGCAAUAUCCUUUACAAUUGCAGGCUUCAAUUGCUCAUAUUUUCAUGAGGGAUUUCUCCUUAUUUUUAUAACCAUAGGCAAUUCAGCUAAAUUAUGCACACCAAUAGUAUUAUCCAUUUUAAGAUACAACGAUCCAACUAUAAAAGAUCAAGUCAAAAGAUUGUGGAGGAAAGUUUGGAGGAGGGACAAUGUCUAAAGUGAAUUCUGUAAUAUUAUUAACUAUUCUUAUAGUGGAUGAUGAUGCCAACUUUUAUGAUACAAUCCAUUAAAAUCUUAAAUUUGAUUAAGUCAAUACAAUCAUUUUUGGUAUUAGAGCUGUUUGCAAAUCAGAUGUAAAGGCAGAAGUAUCUAUAUAAGAUGAAUUUGAUCAAAUUAAUAUUCUUAGGAGAUAUACAGAUUAUAAAUUCCAAAAUGAGACAGUUUCAAAUAAUGAUAAUGCCAAAUUGAAAUCUAAUUACAAUUUAGAUACCGACGAUUUUAUUGAAGAAAUCCUCUACGAAAUAGAUAACAAAGGAUCUCAGAAUGAAAACACCGUCGAAUUAAAAUUGUUAUAAUCAACAUUUACUGUCUAUGCACCAACGAUAUUCCAGAAAAUCAGAGAGAGGGAUAAAAAUAUGAUUAAUCCUUUCAAAUCAUUUGAUCUCAUUGCCAAUUAAGAUCAAAUUAAGUAAUUCAAAGGACCAGAUGGAGGCAAGGGAGGUGCUUUCUUCUUCUUCACUCAUGAUAACAAAUUAAUCAUCAAAACAUUGUCUGAUUAAGAAUUAGCUGUUAUUAGAAAGAAUCUGAUACCUUACUUCCUUCACUUAAGUGAAAAUGAAACAGUCAUUUCACCAAUCUAUGGCAUUUAUAAAUUAUUCAGAUAAAAUGUAUUAUAUUUAUUCAAUUAUUUAGGUUGAAGAGUCCAUUAAUGUAGUAGUGAUGAGAAAUGCUAUGUAAAUACCAUCCAUGUACAGAGUCAGAACUUAUGAUAUCAAAGGAUCUGAACACUCAAGAUAGGUGUUAAAGAAAAACAAAAAAACCAAUGAUAUUGAAUUAAAGAAAAUUACAUUAAAAGACAUUGAUUUUCAGAAUUUAGAAUAAUAACUCCAUAUACCUUAAUAAUAUAGAGAAAGAUUGAGAAAAUGUUUAAUUAACGAUGCUAACUUUUUUAGUAAAAUCAAGUUGAUGGAUUAUUCCCUCUUGAUUAUUAAAAUGGAUUGGUAUUCAUAUAGCUAGAAUAACCCACAUAUUAAAGAGGCAGAUGUAAAUAUAAUUUCAUAUUUCGAAGAUUCCUAAUUAUUUUUCAUCUGAUCUAUUAUGCAUACCAUGCAUAAAUGCUGUUGAAAGAGGAAUUUAUUAUCACAUAGCUAUCAUUGAUUAUUUGUAAGAGUGGAAUGCCUAAAAAAUUAUUGAAAAGCACACUAAAAAAGCUAUUCAUGUAAAUAUAGCUUUAGAUACAUCUGCUCAGAAUCCAGAUGAUUAUGCUAAAAGAUUUAUAGAAAAAGUUGCAAAUGUAAUUAUAUGA
This is a messenger RNA of Paramecium octaurelia, 2368 nucleotides long. The record is from the annotation of a GenBank genome assembly. NCBI's taxonomy places the organism in Eukaryota, Ciliophora, Oligohymenophorea, Peniculida, Parameciidae.